Colletotrichum scovillei is the source of this 2859-nucleotide messenger RNA. Its product is annotated as PAP2 superfamily protein. Gene Ontology annotation, cellular component: inositol phosphoceramide synthase complex. The record is from RefSeq and is a predicted model, not a curated record. The transcript has 2 exons. NCBI's taxonomy places the organism in Eukaryota, Fungi, Ascomycota, Sordariomycetes, Glomerellales, Glomerellaceae. Gene Ontology annotation, molecular function: inositol phosphoceramide synthase activity. The coding region runs from base 845 to 2218 and encodes 457 amino acids. Gene Ontology annotation, biological process: inositol phosphoceramide metabolic process; sphingolipid biosynthetic process.
CCCACACCCACCAGGUUCUGCUUGCCCAAGCCCCAAGGCUCACCUUCCUCGCAGUCGCUGCACCCAAAAAUCUCUCGGCUUCUGACAAGCACCCCGGUCCCCGCCGCUUCCGUAGGCCGGCUUGGGCAGUCUUGGUACCUUUCCGCUGUGUCUUGGGUGUCCUUGGUACUUGUCACUCCACACACUUUUCGUUCAAAGAUGGAUUUCCAAGAGUCCAAAGGUCCAGAGCGACUUUGUCCCAAAGCUCGGCCUCCAUCUGCAAAACUCUUGGGACCGUGGACCUUGUCUCUUGUCUUGUCUCCGUUCUCACUCUAUCCCGUCUCUGCCUUACCUUAACCUACUUUGCCUUGCCCUGCCGCUUUGCCCGCCUGUUCCGCUGCCUCAUCAUACAUAUCAAUCUAGUCAUCCACACUUUCCGUAACUUUGUCGCCUGUCCCAUUCCCUUUUGACCUCCUCCCCUCCCUCUCCAAAAUACCUGCUCCCUCCAACAUCCUUUGGUUGCUCGUUGAUUAUUCACCUAUUUCCUCCCUCUCCUCCGGUGACGACCAACCAGCUCGCCGAUACUCGAAGCAUUAGUGGAAUUAGGAAUUUUAGGGAUUCCAACAGGACGGUUCACUGCGACGUGACGUAGCUGGGUCAGCGAGCAAGACAGAUUCCAAGACAACACACACAACGCCUGCUGGAUGGUUCGGUUUUAGUCAGAAACGGAAAGUCGACGCAUCCCCGGUAGAAGACCAACUCGCCCUUUGGUCCUCUUUACCGUCACCUAUUACACCUUCCAACUUCGCCCAUCGCAUUGCGUCGCGAUUCUCGACUUCCUUCCCCUCCGAGGGCAUCAGUAGCCAUGCAGGACUUCAGCACUUUCCUAAAAGGAAAGCCCACGCUGCCAUCUCUAUGGACCGGUAACCUCAACUUCGCCAAGCUCAACCCCAUCCCCCACCGAUACCGACCCAGCCGAGCAAAGAGAAAUCAGAAGAAGCGCGCAUCUGGAAACUACGCUGGUGCCGAAGAUGUCACUUCACUGCAAAAGUCUCUCAACCCUCUCGACACAUUACGGAAACUGCAAAAUCACAAGUGGCGCCUGCUCGACCUGCAGUACACGAUCCUCAUCGCCCUCAUCAUCUUCUCGCUCUGCAUUACGCCCUCAGCGCCACUAAUCAAGACCCUCGCCGUCACUGGGGGUCUCUUGCUUUUGACGAUACCCGUCACCAGCCAGUUCUUCUUCCCAGGAUUGAGUAUAUGGGCAUACCUCAUCUAUUUCUUUUGUAGCCGCUUCAUUGAUGCGAAAUACCGCCCCCACAUCUGGGUUCGCGUCCUCCCCGCCCUCGAGAACGUCCUCUACGGUGCCAACCUAUCCAACAUUUUGUCCGCUCACACUCAUCCGGUUCUCGACAUUCUCGCCUGGAUCCCGUACGGACUUGGCCACUUUGGCGCUCCCUUUAUCUGCGCUGGCUUCCUCUUCCUCUUUGCCGCUCCCAAGACGCUUCCGAUUUUCGCCAAGUGCUUCGGAUGGCUAAACGUUCUCGGCGUCACCAUCCAGCUCGUCUUCCCCUGCACUCCUCCGUGGUACGAGAACGAGCAUGGCCUCGCCCCAGCUGCGUACGGCAUGUCCGGAUCCCCCGCUGGCCUGGCCCGCAUUGACGCUAUCCUCGGCAUCGAUAUGUACACCACCAGCUUCUCGACCGCUCCAGUUCCUUUUGGCGCUUUCCCGUCGCUGCACGCUGCGGACGCCGUCAUGGAGGCUCUCAUUCUGAGCUACUGCUUCCCCCGCUUCCGCCCUCUGUUCGUCAUUUACGUUGGAUGGAUCUGGUGGGCAACCAUGUACCUCAACCACCACUACGCGGUCGAUCUGGUUGGCGGCUCUUUGCUCUCGGCUGGAAUUUUCUACUUCGCCAAAGCCCGAUACCUUCCUCAGCAGCAGGCUGACAAGAAGACUCGCUGGGAGUACGACUACGUUGAGAUUGGCGAGCAGACCAAGGUUUUCGACGAGGAGUACGGACGGAUGUAUAACAUGGGAUACCUUCAGCGCCGAGGCAGCUCCGACAGCGAUGAGUGGACAGUUGGUAGCAGCUCCAGCUAUAGUACAUCCAGCCGGGGUAGCGGAAGUUUGAGUCCCGCCCUUUCCGAAGAAUCCGGUCGCAGCAUUUUCAGUAUCGAGAUCAGACCCGACAACGACAGAUACGAAAUUCCCCAGCUCACAGAGGUGGCUGUGCAGUAAACACCUUUCGUCACACGCGCAGACCUAUCCAGAAACACGAUGAACAAAGCACGUAGUGCCGCGAAUCCGAAAGGCGGCGACGCUCGAUCAACCCUGCAGCGUGCACUGGGAACCCUCGGACGAUUCUUCGAAACCAUGAACCCAAACACCCCCCUUAACCAAUACCUCUUUAUUCGAUUCUCAUCAGCACUUUUUUUUCACUCAAAACGGAUACCACUUUGGAUUACCUGUACCAUUUGCAUCAGAAGCACAGCAACGGCGCAACAGUGGUUUAUUUUGCAAACGACAGAAACAGCCGGAGACACAACGAUCUCGACAGGCUUAGGAGUAACGGCCUCAUGGAUGACCACAGCAGCAGAAGAAAGACCCACGGAGUCGGGGAAGGGGCAGCAACGGAAGAGAUGGGGGACAUGAGAUGAUAUAGAGUCCCCCCGUACAUAUUAAUGUGUUCAAUGUCGAGAUCAAUCUCUAUAUCGUCUGGCAUCUAGCCAGGAUGGGAUGGAGGUUGAUCUCUGGCGCCCGACCAGCAGGAAGGCGGGCCCUAUGUAAUGUGGAGGCACGAAGGGGAAGAGUAUACCACGAGUAGAGGUAGAGCAGUCGCUACUGAAGUAGUAGAUGAGGGAAGAAAGAAUGACGAGAUU